UAAAAAUUAGUAACCUUAGACUUUAUUGCGCAUGUACCAAGAAGACAGUCUCUGCUACCUUGCUUAAAUAUAGCAUACAGGCACAUUUAUUCCGUUUUGUUACAAUGUCACUUGUUAUCCCCGAAAAAUUUCAACACAUUCUUCGUGUUGUAAACACGAAUAUCGAUGGUAACAGAAAAGUUAUGUUUGCUAUGACUGCCAUCAAGGGUGUUGGACGAAGAUAUGCCAAUAUUGUUUUAAAAAAAGCAGAUAUUGAUUUAGAUAAACGUGCUGGUGAAUGUUCAGAAGAAGAGGUCGAAAAAAUUGUCACAAUUAUGGCUAAUCCCAGACAAUAUAAAAUCCCUGAUUGGUUCCUUAAUAGACAAAAGGAUAUUGUUGAUGGAAAAUAUUCACAGCUCACAAGUUCUAAUUUAGACUCUAAGCUACGUGAGGAUUUAGAGCGUAUGAAAAAGAUUCGUGCUCAUAGAGGUCUUAGACAUUAUUGGGGUCUCAGAGUACGUGGUCAACAUACAAAAACAACAGGAAGAAGAGGUCGUACUGUUGGUGUGUCUAAAAAAAAAUAAUUUAUUACUGUAAAAAAAUAAUAAAAAUUUUUCAAAUA
This is a messenger RNA of Ceratosolen solmsi marchali, 601 nucleotides long. RefSeq names its product ribosomal protein S18 (gene RpS18). The transcript has 4 exons. NCBI's taxonomy places the organism in Eukaryota, Metazoa, Arthropoda, Insecta, Hymenoptera, Agaonidae. The record is from RefSeq and is a predicted model, not a curated record. Bases 105 to 563 code for a protein of 152 amino acids. Gene Ontology annotation, biological process: translation. Gene Ontology annotation, molecular function: structural constituent of ribosome; RNA binding. Gene Ontology annotation, cellular component: cytosol; ribosome; small ribosomal subunit.